AUGGACUCCCAACCAACAACCCACGGCGCCCCGGGCGAACCAACCUCAACCAAAGAAAAAGUCCUGCACACCGGCGCCAGCAUGCUCCAGAGCUUCGACCCGCCCAAACAACUCUGCGCCCACCUGCACGCCUUCCACACCUACGCCAGCAACCCCGGCGGCGCCGCAGUAGAAGCGAACCACUACUGCGCCCAUCUCAACGAGGACGUCCGGCAAUGCAUCAUCUACGACAGCCCAGGACCCAAUGCUCGCUUGAUCGGGAUCGAGUAUCUGAUCAAGCCGCACCUGUACGAAGCCCUGGAGCCCGAGGAGCGGAAACUAUGGCACUCGCAUGUUUUUGAAGUGAAGAGCGGUAUGCUGGUCAUGCCGAAUCCACCUGGUGUGCCGGACGUGGCGUGGGAGCCGGCGGAGACGGAGGAGAUGAACGCGGUGGUGGAGUUAUAUGGGAAGGUUUACCAUUUGUGGCAGGUAGAUAAGGGGCACAAGUUGCCGCUGGGGGCGCCUGAGCUGAUGACGAGCUUUACCGGGGAGAGUCAGCUGGAUUUGGAGAAAGUGGUGAAGGAUCGGGAUGAGAAGUUGGGGCUGGAUACGAAGCAUAAGAAGGAGAUUCGGGAGGGAAUCAAGGAGCCGAGCGUGCAUCAGGAUGCUGAUAGUGCGUGGAAGAAGUGA
This is a messenger RNA of Saxophila tyrrhenica, 669 nucleotides long. RefSeq lists its product as uncharacterized. The coding region runs from base 1 to 669 and encodes 222 amino acids. Lineage: Eukaryota; Fungi; Ascomycota; Dothideomycetes; Mycosphaerellales; Extremaceae. The record is from RefSeq and is a predicted model, not a curated record. The transcript has a single exon.